CCGUUUGUGCCUGCGUAUUUGCCGAGCAUUGGGUUCCCCUUCGACACGACCAGUCUGCUUCGACCGGACGUACUCCUUCUGGACCCGCCCGCGCCGAUCGAGCUCGGUGUGCAUCUUCUCGCCGAGCCCAGUGCGACGCAGUCCAACCCCGCUGAGCUCCAGCUGCUGCUGCAAGCUGACGCCAAGACCUCAUUGGGCGACUCCCGCCGCGCGAUCGAGAUGCCAGUGCAUGCGAUCGAGGACGCCCACUUGGUACCCGAGCGCAUUUCGGCGUGGAUGGCGAGCGUCGCCGUCGUGCAUACGUCGCAGCCGCCGCCGCACGUCGUGUACACCAAGCCGAUGCCAUCGAUCGACACCCUACUUGAGCUCUGGCCGCCCGAAGUCGAGCCUUAUUUGACCAACUUUUCCACGGCCGAGCUGCACGUGUCGCUUGAAGACCGGAUCCGCGUCAUCUGCGGGCUCCUCGACAUUCCAGUCUACCCGGGCCAGCUCAAGCAGAGCUUGCAUGUCCUCUUCGUGCUCUACCAAGAGUGCAUGGCGAUCGCAGCCAACGUCGUAGCGUGCUAG
Messenger RNA from Saprolegnia parasitica CBS 223.65, 567 nucleotides. RefSeq lists its product as hypothetical. Gene Ontology annotation, biological process: intraciliary transport; cilium assembly. The record is from RefSeq and is a predicted model, not a curated record. Lineage: Eukaryota; Oomycota; Saprolegniomycetes; Saprolegniales; Saprolegniaceae. The transcript has 2 exons. The annotation marks the transcript as partial. Gene Ontology annotation, cellular component: intraciliary transport particle B; motile cilium; centrosome.